Messenger RNA from Schistosoma curassoni, 1058 nucleotides. The record is from the annotation of a GenBank genome assembly. NCBI's taxonomy places the organism in Eukaryota, Metazoa, Platyhelminthes, Trematoda, Strigeidida, Schistosomatidae.
CUCGGACCGCGUCUUUCAAUUUUUAAAUAUAUCUCUGUUGUGCCAGUACGCCGUGUUCUUACUUCAGUGGCAUUUACCGGUCCUGACUGUUGUGUUGUGUUUCAGAUCUCUUCUGCUUGCAAGUAAACGCUAAUAGUACGUGCUACAUUUGAACCAUUUGGAUCUCGCGCUAAAUACCAAGACUCGAUGUCUUGAAUCUGAUUGACUUAUGUCGUGUCAGUUAAAUUUUGUAACUGGUAAUCCAAACAAAUUGACUGAAUUCCUUAAAAUUAUUGGUGAGGAAUUUACUGGAAAAGUAAAAACAGUUGAUCUAGAUUUACCUGAAGUUCAAGGUAGUAUCGAAGAAGUGAGUAUACAAAAAUGUUUAUCUGCUUUUAAAAUAAUCAAUGGACCUGUAUUAAUCGAAGAUACAGCACUUUGUUUUAAAGCACUGAAUGGAAUGCCUGGGCCUUUCAUUAAAUGGUUUUUAAAAGCGGUUGGUCCUGAUGGACUACCUCGUAUGUUGAUUGACUUCAAUGAUUAUCGUGCAGAGGCUGUAUGCACUUUUGCUUAUUGUGAUAGCCUCGAAAAACCAGUACAAUUAUUCACUGGUAUCACAUCAGGUUGUAUUGUUUCACCUCGUGGACCACGUGAUUUUGGAUGGGAUUGUAUAUUUCAACCGGAUAACUUUGAACAAACUUAUGCUGAAAUGGAUAAAUCUAUAAAAAAUUCCAUAUCACAUCGAUCUAAAGCGUUAGAAAAAGUGAAGUCUUUUUUGCUGAACCAUGGAGCUUAAUGAAAGCAGUUUUUUUCUCAGUUUUGAAAAAAUACACGUUUAUAAAAGGAAUAUUGAUAUUUUGAAUUAAUUAUUUUAUACAUUUAGAUUGAACUACUUUUUUUAAUUUAAAGUAACAUAGAAAUAUUACUGAUUUAUGUUUAAACUCAUUAAAUAGGAUACAAUGGAGAAACAUCAUAAUUUCUUGAUAAAGUUAAGUGAUUAGGUUUUUCUAAAAAAGGGUUUCUUCUACUCACUCGUUCAGAGUUUAAAGAUCCUCUAUGUUUUUGUCACUUAUACUCGU